GGUUUAAGAUAGUUAAUGUUUUCUGUUGUAAAAGCAUUUAGAGAAUAUACAGUGUGUACUUGCUAGCUAAUAGAAUGGCAACCGUAGAUCAGUUCAAAACACUUUUAAAGCAUGCUGAAGACCUCGGUAUUGGUUGGGAGCAGUUAAACAGACUUAAUUCCGUCAGAGCGAUAAAGAACGAUGGAAAGAAAUGGCACCAACGGUAUUCAAAGGUUCUGUACGCUGGCUUGGUAGUUUUAUUCAGUAUUAGCCUUCCGUCUUUGUAUCGCCUUACUGAUGAAUCGGGAGUAUCAGAUGAUUUAGAACCUCACCCUUUGAGUGAUUGGAAAUGCAUUCUGCCCAGUGCAGUUUUUUAUAAACUUCUUCGUCUCCCAGUAGACUGCAAUGCUUGCAAAGAUGUAACUGAAAUUUUGUAUCUAAAUAAUAUAACACAAAGAGAAUUCACUGAGAAAUACGCACACAGCAUGCAGCCUAUCGUCGUACAAGAUGGCCAGAAAGGCUGGACUGCAAGCAAAACUUUCAGCUAUGAAUAUUUUAAAAGCGUAUACCCCCCAGGAUCCGAGGCGCUUGCCCAUGUUGUAGACAAAUGUCAAUUUUUCCGCUACAACUCGAAUAUGUCUGACGCUGAUGAACUUUUUACCAUGUCUCAAAACCGAUUAGAAGGGAAAGAAGACCAUUGGUACAUUGGAUGGAGCAACUGCGAAGGUCAUGCAGCCAACGAACUCAGAAAGCAUUACAAACUACCUUACUUUUUGUCCCCUGAACUAGAUCACAGUAACACUGAUUGGAUUUUCAUGGGGUUACCAGGACAAGGAGCAUCAAUGCAUGUUGACUUUGUUCCUGGGGGAUCUUGGCAAGCACAACUAAGCGGUACGAAGGAAUGGACCUUUGAAACACCUCCGGAGUGUUACGGUAUAUGCACGUCUAAGAUGAUGGUGAGGGUCAAGCCAGGGGAAAUAAUUGUUCUUGAUGGCAACAGAUGGUUUCACGAAACACAUAUUCUUGGGAACGAUUUGAGCAUAGUGAUUGGAUCAGAAUAUUACUAGAGAUACAUAAAAGAACAGAUCGUGUUUUGAAUAAAAAAGAAUACCCAUUUAUCGCAGAAAUUUUAUGGUCUACUGUCUUUUGUGUUUUUUGUUUUUUUCUAUGCACUGAUAAGAGUAUCCGCUGUGCCUUUUCAAUUUCUGAAGUGUUACAUUCCGAGUAAUUAUUACAGUCCUCACGGACACGC
Molecule: messenger RNA, 1231 nt
Organism: Ciona intestinalis (vase tunicate)
Lineage: Eukaryota; Metazoa; Chordata; Ascidiacea; Phlebobranchia; Cionidae
Molecular function (GO): 2-oxoglutarate-dependent dioxygenase activity
Source: RefSeq, a predicted model, not a curated record